Molecule: messenger RNA, 1903 nt
Organism: Nomascus leucogenys (northern white-cheeked gibbon)
Lineage: Eukaryota; Metazoa; Chordata; Mammalia; Primates; Hylobatidae
Source: RefSeq, a predicted model, not a curated record
AUGCCGAGUGAUGGGGUUGGCAAGAUAGUGUGGCCGCUGGUUCCCUCCACGCGUGACAAGUGGGCUCAUCACAGCGUCCUUGUGCCUUGGAUUUGUCCCCGAGCCCUCUUCUGCCUUUCCGAUCUCAAACUCGCCAGUAAUGGGGCUGGCAAGUGGGGCGAACGGGACAGCCUAAAGCGUCGUUGGCCCGGCCGAGAGAGGCUCAACGCCUGUCACCCUGGGCGGCCUUGGGUCCUUUCCAGUCGGAGAGGCUGCAGGGGAGGAGGAAGACCCCGCCAGCUCCAGGGUGCAGGAUUCUGCCCCUCCCACCCGAGAGCCUCCCCCGGUGUCCCACUGGCAGUGGCUGCCCCGGGCCGCGGUCGCAGAGUAAGCAGGGACCCCAGUCCUCGGUCCGCGCGCCCUGCCCCUUGGGCUCAGCUGCGAGCCACCGCCGGCUUGCGCACCCAAGGAGAGAAAUGGAGGAUCUUUUUAACAGCUCUCCUGGCGAGUAUUUUAAAACACUACUCUGCGCUAGAUCAGCUCGCCCGUCGGCACCUGUCAGCGACCAGCAGACAAGCUGAGAUUCCCCUUUCAGCUGUCACUGGCGAUGACACCCACAUCUAUCACUGGCGAUGUUUUACAACUCCCGGCCAUGGGCAACAGGGCCCACUGCCCUGGGCGCGCCGCCGCCUCGGCCGCUCUGAGUCGGCUCCGAGCGCGCACGCGCGCCGUGUACCUGCCCCACCGCGCCCAGCUGCUGCCUGCCGGUUCUUCCAGCAGCUCCGGGCACGCCCGCGCUGUGCCGGCGGGGAGUGUCCGUCACUCUCAGCGCUCAGGAUCUCUCCCUUUCCAGGACCGCUAGGAAGCAGGAAACCCUUUUCCUCUCACGUUUGCAUCCCAUUCAUUCUUCCUCCGGGCAAUUCAAGUCUUUCACAGCCGCCACAGAUGCACGUGCGCGCGCGCGCGCGCAGCUGCACCUUUAAAGAAACUCUCAAGUCCUGGCGGCCAGAAAACCAGCUUUCAGGCGGGGCGGUGGGGCUCCUCCUCCCCUUGCCUCCUCUCUGCAGAUCUUUGUGCUCUAGGGAGGGAUGGCCGCACGUUCUGACUAGGACGAGGGUGGUGCAUAACGCGGAGGUCAAUUUUGCACAGUCCAGGCAAAAGAGCCCCCCACCAGCAUCCCUGCCUGUUCAGUUUCCCUCUCUGGCCCAGAGCGAAGGGCGAGGGGCGACAGAAGCCCGAGGGACAGAAAACCGAGGCCCCUCAGUGGCCGAGUUUGGAGAGGGUGUGAGUCCGGGAGAGCCCGGGGGCCGCAGGGAGAGGGCGCAGAAGCUCGAGCGCACCGAGCCAGAGGCCCCCUCUUCUCCCGCCGUGCGGGGCUGGAGGUGCAGGCGCCACUUCCGCAGCGCGGCCCGGCUAUGUGUCGCUCCUCCGCGCGCCGCCCGCCGCCGCCCGUGCCCUCGGGCCGCCGCCGCCGCCGCUGCCUCCCGUCGAGCCCGCGGCCGCACCCUCGGGCCGAUACUUGAGCCAGCAGAUGACCCAGGUGACAACGACCGAGAAGAGUGCCAGGAUGCUGGCCACCGACAGGCAGAUGGGCCCCACGGGCGAGGGCGAGGGCGACCCGGUGGCCGGUGCCUCGCCAGGGGGCGCCCCGCCUCCGGGGGGUCCCCCGCCGCCGUAGUGGUUGACGAAGAUGAGACCAGUGAAGAGCAGCACCACCAUGGAGAGGAAGGAGAAGACCACGCACACGCAGCCAGCGAAAUAUUGCUGAGAGUUAAAGGAGGACGAAGACACAGAUUCGUAGCUGGGUCUUGCUGUUUUCCUGACGCUGACCACAGCGGAUCUAGAAGACAGCAAAAUGCCCCCAGGGAAUGUUUGUGAAAAAGGAUGACUGGAUGGGAAGCAAGCUGAAGAAAAAGAAGGAAAG